Messenger RNA from Linnemannia hyalina, 240 nucleotides. NCBI's taxonomy places the organism in Eukaryota, Fungi, Mortierellomycota, Mortierellomycetes, Mortierellales, Mortierellaceae. The record is from the annotation of a GenBank genome assembly.
AUGGCCAUCACCAAGGUUCACGCCAGACAGAUCUUCGACUCCCGCGGCAACCCCACCGUCGAGGUCGAGGUCACCACCGCCCACGGUAUUUUCCGCGCCGAUGUCCCCUCAGGUGCCUCCACCGGUAUCCACGAGGCCCUCGAGCUCCGUGAUGGUGACAAGACCGCCUACGUCGGAAAGGGUAAGUCUUCUCUCUCAAACUCUACCUUUCGUAUUGAGGCAACAAACAUUCGGGUGUGA